UAAGCUGGUGCUGACUUCUCCCUGCCUCCAGCUCUUGCCUUCCUGGAGCUGAGUGCCAUGCAGGUACAGGAUACACCCCGGCGGCCCUCCGCCAUGUACUUCCUCAGCUCCUUUCUCCAGGGCCGCCGGCAUUCUACCUCUGAUGUGGUCCUGCGGCUGCAGCAGGCCCGGCGUGGCUCUGGCUCCAGCUCUGCCACGAAGCUGUUAUCCUCGUCCUCUCUCCAGGUGAUGAUGGCAGUGUCUUCAGUCAGCCAGGCCGAGGGAAACCCAACUUUCCCCAAGAGGAAAAAGAAUUCAGAACGUCCGACUCCAAAGUACACAAAAGUAGGAGAGCGUUUGCGGCAUGUCAUUCCUGGACAUAUGGCAUGUUCCAUGGCAUGUGGUGGUAGAGCAUGCAAGUAUGAGAACCCAACCCGCUGGAGUGAGGAGGAACAAGCCAUUAAGGGGGUUUACUCAUCCUGGGUCACUGAUAAUAUCCUGGCUAUGGCCCGCCCAUCCUCUGAGCUUCUUGAGAAGUACCACAUCAUUGAACAGUUUCUCAGCCAUGGCAUAAAAACAAUAAUCAACCUGCAGCGCCCUGGUGAGCAUGCCAGCUGUGGGAACCCUCUGGAACAAGAAAGUGGCUUCACAUACCUUCCUGAAGCUUUCAUGGAGGCUGGCAUUUAUUUCUACAAUUUCGGGUGGAAGGAUUAUGGUGUCGCGUCUCUUACCACCAUCCUAGAUAUGGUGAAGGUGAUGACAUUUGCCUUACAGGAAGGAAAAGUAGCUGUCCAUUGUCAUGCAGGGCUUGGUCGAACAGGUGUCUUAAUAGCCUGUUACUUAGUUUUUGCAACAAGAAUGACUGCUGACCAAGCAAUUAUAUUUGUGCGGGCAAAGCGACCCAAUUCUAUACAAACCAGAGGACAGCUACUCUGUGUAAGGGAAUUUACUCAAUUUCUAACUCCUCUCCGCAAUAUAUUCUCUUGCUGUGAUCCCAAAGCACAUGCUGUCACCUUAACUCAGUAUCUCAUUCGCCAGCGUCACCUACUUCAUGGCUAUGAGGCACGGCUUCUGAAACAUGUGCCAAAAAUUAUCCACCUCGUUUGCAAAUUGCUGCUGGACUUAGCUGAGAAUAGACCAGUGGUAAUGAAGGAUGUGUUUGAAGGACCUCGUCUCUCUGCUGAAAUUGAAAAAACUGUGUCUGAGAUGGUCACAAUGCGGCUAGACAAAGAGUUACUAAGGCAUGACAGUGAUGCAUCUGACCCAUUUAACCCCAGUGCAGUGGUGACAGAUAUUGAGAAUCAAGAUGUGAUUCUUUCCAGUGAGCAAGAGUUUGACCCCCUUUGGAAGCGGCGGAACGUUGAGUGCCUUCAUCCCUUGACUGGUCUGAAAAGGCAUCUCAGCUACAGUGACUCUGAUUUAAAGAGGGCUGAGUCCCUCAUGGAACAAGGGGAGACUCCACAGACGGUGCCUGCCCAGGUCUUGCUUUACCACAACUCCAGGCAGCUGAAGCCUGUAAGCCAUCGUUACGUCCCACAGUCUCCAGAAUUAGAUUUACAUAAGGAAGCUUUGGUUCGCAGCACAUUUUCUUUCUGGAGUCAGUCUAAGUUUGGAGGCUUAGAAGGACUCAAAGAUAAUGGGUCACCCCUUGUCCAUCGGAGUAACAUUCCAAAGGAAGCACAGCAGAGUGGAGCUUUGUCUGAAGGUGUUUCAGGCCUACACAGCCCUGGGGAACCACGUUCACCCAAUUUUGCAAAUGUUCAUAAGGAUCUAAACACUUCUCACCAGCAAGUAGGCCACUGUCAGUGUGAAAUUCGUGGUGAUUGGGCUCCUGGCUCUGCUAAGGAGGGCAACAGGGCUCACCAAAGCCCUCUGGAUUGUGUCUCUGCUCCCAAAGCACAGUUCUCAGUUGGACAUGAAACCCAGGACAACAAAGAUCUAUCUGAAGCAACUCCACACUCUGCUUUGCUGUCUGAAUUGAGUGUUGAAGCAAGGAGAAUACUGGCAGCCAAAGCCCUGGCAAAUUUAAAUGAGUUUGUAGAAAAGGAGGAAGUGAAAAAGAAGGUAGAAAUGUGGCAGAAAGAACUAAAUUCCCGAGACGGAGCUUGGGAAAGAAUAUGUGGCGAGAGGGACCCUUUUAUCCUGUGCAGUUUGAUGUGGUCUUGGGUCGAGCAACUAAAGGAACCUGUAAUCACCAAAGAAGAUAUGGACAUGUUGGUUGACAGACAGGCAGAUCCUGCAGAAGCCCUGUUUUUGUUAGAGAAGGGACAACAUCAGACUAUUCUCUGCGUGUUACAUUGCAUAGUGAGCCUGCAGACAGUUCCCAUGGAUGUGGAGGAAGCCUUUCUUGCUCAUGCCAUUAAAGCUUUCACUAAGGUUAAUUUUGAUUCUGAAAAUGGGCCAAUAGUUUACAACACCCUGAAGAAAAUAUUUAAGCACAUGCUGGAGGAAAAAAGAAAAAUGACAAAAGAUAGUCCCAAGCUUGGCCUCUAGUGAAGCUGACUCUCCUUGCAAUGAAUAAUUGCAGACCUAAAUU
This is a messenger RNA of Otolemur garnettii (small-eared galago), 2515 nucleotides long. RefSeq names its product protein tyrosine phosphatase domain containing 1 (gene PTPDC1). Gene Ontology annotation, biological process: protein dephosphorylation; cilium assembly. The record is from RefSeq and is a predicted model, not a curated record. Gene Ontology annotation, molecular function: protein tyrosine/serine/threonine phosphatase activity. The transcript is spliced from 9 exons. NCBI's taxonomy places the organism in Eukaryota, Metazoa, Chordata, Mammalia, Primates, Galagidae. The coding region runs from base 58 to 2472 and encodes 804 amino acids.